Messenger RNA from Loxodonta africana (African savanna elephant), 4354 nucleotides. RefSeq names its product cell adhesion molecule 1 (gene CADM1). The transcript has 12 exons. Gene Ontology annotation, biological process: susceptibility to natural killer cell mediated cytotoxicity; cell recognition; detection of stimulus. Gene Ontology annotation, molecular function: signaling receptor binding. NCBI's taxonomy places the organism in Eukaryota, Metazoa, Chordata, Mammalia, Proboscidea, Elephantidae. Bases 6 to 1427 code for a protein of 473 amino acids. The record is from RefSeq and is a predicted model, not a curated record. Gene Ontology annotation, cellular component: synapse; plasma membrane; neuron projection.
CCGACAUGGCGAGUGUUGUGCUGCCGAGCGGAUCCCAGUGUGCGGCGGCAGCGGCAGUGGCGGCGGCGGCGGCGCCUCCCGGGCUCCGGCUCAGGCUUCUGCUGUUGCUCCUCUCGGCCGCGGCACUGAUCCCCACAGGUGAUGGGCAGAAUUUGUUUACAAAAGACGUGACAGUGAUUGAGGGAGAAGUUGCAACCAUCAGCUGCCAAGUGAAUAAGAGUGACGACUCUGUGAUUCAGCUCCUGAACCCCAACAGGCAGACCAUUUAUUUCAGGGACUUCAGGCCCUUGAAGGACAGCAGGUUUCAGUUGCUGAAUUUUUCUAGCAGUGAACUCAAAGUGUCGUUGACAAAUGUCUCCAUUUCUGAUGAAGGAAGAUACUUUUGUCAGCUCUACACUGACCCCCCCCAGGAGAGUUACACCACAAUUACUGUGCUGGUCCCACCACGUAAUCUGAUGAUCGAUAUCCAGAAAGACACUGCAGUGGAAGGCGAGGAGAUUGAAGUCAACUGCACUGCCAUGGCCAGCAAACCAGCCACAACUAUCAGAUGGUUCAAAGGGAACACGGAGCUAAAAGGCAAAUCGGAGGUGGAAGAGUGGUCAGACAUGUACACUGUGACUAGUCAGCUGAUGCUGAAGGUGCAUAAGGAAGAUGAUGGGGUCCCUGUGAUCUGCCAGGUGGAGCACCCUGCAGUCACCGGAAACUUGCAGACCCAGCGGUAUCUAGAAGUACAGUAUAAGCCUCAAGUGCAUAUUCAGAUGACUUACCCGCUACAAGGCCUAACCCGGGAAGGGGACGCGCUUAAGUUAACAUGCGAAGCCAUCGGGAAGCCCCAGCCUGUUAUGAUAUCUUGGGUGAGAGUCGAUGAUGAAAUGCCUCAACACGCCGUAUUGUCUGGGCCCAACCUGUUCAUCAAUAACCUAAACAAAACAGAUAAUGGUACAUACCGAUGUGAAGCUUCCAACAUAGUGGGGUCUGCUCAUUCGGAUUACAUGCUGUAUGUAUACGAUCCCCCCACAACUAUCCCUCCUCCCACAACAACCACCACCACCACCACCACCACCACCACCAUCCUUACCAUCAUCACAGACACAACGGCGACGACAGAACCAGCAGUUCACGGCCUUACUCAGUUGCCCAAUUCCGCAGAAGAACUGGACAGUGAGGACCUCUCAGAUUCUCGAGCAGGCGAAGAAGGCUCGAUACGGGCAGUGGAUCACGCUGUGAUCGGAGGCGUCGUGGCCGUGGUGGUGUUUGCCAUGCUGUGCUUACUUAUCAUUCUGGGACGCUAUUUUGCCAGACAUAAAGGUACAUACUUCACUCAUGAAGCCAAAGGAGCCGAUGACGCAGCAGACGCAGACACAGCUAUAAUCAAUGCAGAAGGAGGACAGAACAACUCGGAAGAAAAGAAAGAGUACUUCAUCUAGAUCAGCCUUUUUGUUUCCAUGAGGUGUCCAGCUGGCCCUAUUUAGAUGAUAAAGAGACAGUGAUAUUGGAACUCGCGAGAAAUUCGUGUGGUUUUUAUGAAUGGCUGGAAAGGUGUGAGACUGGGAAGGCUUGGGAUUUGCUGUGUAAAAAAAAAAAAAUGUUCUUCGAAAAGUACACUCUGCUGUUUGACACCUCUUUUUUUUUUGUUUGCUCGGGGUUUUUUGUUUUUGUUUUUGUUUUUUUUAGUUAUUAUUUCUUCCUACCAAGUCAAACUUGGAUACUUGGGUUUAGUUUAGGUAGAUUGCAGAAAAUUCUGUGCCUUGUUUUUUGUUUGUUUGUUAUGUUUCUUUUUUCUUCCUUUCUGCACAUUUAUUUUUCCCAAAAAAUUUUGGAAUUUUUUUCCAAAAUCUCCCAUAUUGGAAUUUGCCUGCUGGGAUUCCUUAGAAUCUUCCCCCCCCACCCCUUUUUUUUUGUUGUUAUUGUUUUGACUUUUGUUUGUUCUUAAAGUAACUGCUUUCUGUUGAAAAUUCAGUUUCAUAAAAGGAGAACCAGCACAGUUUAGAUUUCAUAGUUCAGAAUUUAGUGUAUCCAUAAUGCAUUCUUCUCUGUUGUCGUAAAGAUUUGGGUGAACAAACAAUGAGAACUCUUUGCUGCUGCCCAUGUUUCAAACACUUAGAGCAGUGAAGACUAGAAAAUUAGACUGUGAUUCAGAAAAUGUUCUCUUUGCGGUGGAACUACAUUACUGUACAGGGUUAUCUGCAAGUGAGGUGUGUCACAAUGAGAUUAAAUCUGUCUUAAAUUCCAUAUCUGUAGACGGCUCAGUAGAGUUAUCCCACACUGUCCAGAAAGGUUUGGGGCAUAAAGGGCUCCUCCUUUUUCAAUGCCCUAAACAGACCUGACAAGUGGGGUCUGUUCCUUUUAUAUAAGUGGACAAAUUUGAGUUGCCACAGGAAGGGAAGCAGGGAGGGAGGAAAGAUAGUUCUGCUCUGGUUAUUUCUGUUCAGAAUGACUCCAUCCACUUUUCCCAAUCGGCCUUACUUCUCACUAAUUUGUAGGAAAAAGCAAGCCCACGUGGUGUGCAAAUGACUGAAUGGGACAGGGUUGGUUUUUUUUUUUAUUUUUCCUCCCUUGUGCUUAGUUAGGAAGACAGGAGGAUGUGGCCUGCAUGUACUGUAUAUUACAGAUAUUUGUCAUGCUGGGACUUCCAACUCGAAUCUCUGUGAAACUUUCAUUCCUUCAGAUUGGGUUUGACAAAGGCAGGAGGCACAAAAGAAGGGCCGGUUUUGUUCUUACGCUGGUCUGGCGUCCAUCUCAGCUCUCGGAAGGUCAGAGCAGAGGUGGAAAAAACAGCACGUAGGGAUUUUCAGUUACUUAAUCAAAACUCAAAUGUAUUUUUAUCUUUUUACCUUUCAUACACUAGCCUUGGCCUCUUUCCUCAGCCUUAAGAACCAUCUGCCAAAAAUUUACUGAUCCUCGCAUGAUGGCCGCCGUAGUGCACAGCUACUAAAAAUAAGUCACCUGGAACAUAUCUUAGAUGGGGAGCCUUGGGAUAAGGUAGAGGAGUCAAGUUACCAUUUGCAUUUUUUUAACAAAAUGUGGAGAUUUUCAAUGAACCAUCUAGGAAAUCGAGAGGUAGUGCUUGAAGGAUGGAAACUAAACUCUUACCAUAUGUUGUGGUGAGGCUCCAGACUCCUGGUAACAGUCCCUAUGGAAAGAUGGCAUCAAAAAAGAUAGAUCUCCCUCUAUAUAUAUAAAUAUAUAUUAUAUAACAUUUUCAGUGAGUAAUUUUGGAUUUGCAAGGUACAUUUUUACUACUGUUAUGUUCUGUGGAAAACAUACGCUGAUUUAUUUAAGGGGAAAAAGGUGUCAGCUCUUUGUUAUGUGAAAGCGUGUUUAUUUUUCUUGUUUUUAUUUUAACCUUUGAUAGAACCAUUGCAAUAUGGGGGCCUUUUGGGAAUGGACUGGUAUGUAAAAGAAAAUCCAUUAUCGAGCAGCAUUAUAUUACCCCUCUCCUAUCCCUAGGCACUUACCCAAGACAAAAAGCCACAACCAACAUCCCUUUUUCAAUGACUUUUAUAACACGCAGCUCUAUUUCGAGCCGUAGCACCAUACUGACCAUAGUCUGACCAUAUCAAAGGGUGAGAACCAUUUAGCAUGUUGUUGAAAGACUUUUUUUAGUUGUUAUUUUUAGGCAGAAGAAAAAAAAAAAAAACCUACCAUUUCUCAUGAAAUUGGCAUCUCAUGUUUGGAGCUUCCCAUCUUUCUGUUUUGACAAGUGUACAGUAGUGCAGUGUCCCUGAUGUAACUUUAUGGCUUACAAUGUUGACAUGUCUCAGGUUCAUGUGUUUUGAUUGGUGUUUUCUGUCUCAGGUAGAUUGCAAAGCGUAGGCCCCACACAUUGGAAAAAUAAUAAUAAUAAUAAUAAAAACAAAGCAAAAACAGGAAAUUAUGGAUUUUAGUUGUAUAUUGGUUUAUGUAUUUUUUAAGUAUACAGUGCACUGUUUGAAAUGUAUUGUUGAGUAUUACUUUGUACAGGUUGAUCACUUUUUUUAGAGUGAAGAAAGAACAAACUUGUUUUUUGUGUUUUUUUUAAAGGAAUAUAAAAUAAUGAAGGAUGUAUAAUUGAUGCCAAAUAAGCUUGUUCUUUAGUCACGCAGCCGUCUGACUUUUCCCUUUAGGCCAGUUCUGUUUUUAAGGUGUACACAGACAAUGUUACAGUGUAAGAAACUUCAUACCCAUAUGUUCUCAUUCGCAUUUUGUAUUGGUUCAUGUAUACCAUUUUUACAAAAAAAAAGAAAAAAAGAAGUACUAUAAAAUAUCUGUCUUCUUAAUAAAAAAAAUUAAUGUUACAAAGCGAUCCUUUAAUCUCAUUCUGGACUUCUUGUGGACACCUCAACGUGAGAGAAGAGAGGGGCCACUGGUCCCA